Messenger RNA from Helianthus annuus (common sunflower), 1149 nucleotides. RefSeq lists its product as uncharacterized. The record is from RefSeq and is a predicted model, not a curated record. The transcript is spliced from 2 exons. Bases 1 to 1149 code for a protein of 382 amino acids. Lineage: Eukaryota; Viridiplantae; Streptophyta; Magnoliopsida; Asterales; Asteraceae.
AUGUUUGAGGCUGUUUCUUUUAUUAAGAAUAGCAAUUUUCUGAUUGUGAUCGGUAAAAUUAAAGGAAGUGGGUUGGCUCUGAACGUGGUUAACGUUUAUGCCCCUCAAAUGGUUAGGGCUAAAAAAGAUGUUUGGAUUGAGCUUUCUUCGAUUAUGGAAGAUCACCCCGGAAUGUGGGUAGUAGGGGGGGGGGAUUUCAAUGCGGUUAGGGUCCUUAGCGAGAGGAGAAAUUCCAGAUUUAACAAUGCAUGUGCGGCGAAUUUUAAUUAUUUUAUUUUCAACUCGGGGCUUAUUGAGUAUGAUUUGAAAGGAAGGAGUUUCACUUGUAUCAGAGGAAAUGGCAGAAAAUCAAGUAAAAUUGACAGGUUUUUAGUAUGUUCGGAGUAUUUCAACCGCUGGCCGGAAGCUACGUUCAGGGCUCUCCCGGUUAGCUAUUCGGAUCAUGGUCCUAUUGUGCUUAUUUCCCAAUUAAGGAAUUUUGGUGCGAAAUCUUUUAGAGUUUUUAACUCUUGGUUGGAGAAAGAAGGCUAUAAGGAAGCGGUGGAAAAUUCUUUGGAGGGUUUUAAUUGUUCGGGUCCGCCGGAUGUUGUGUUGAUCCAAAAGUUCGUGGCUAUUAGGAAUGGGAUUAAAAAAUGGAAAGAGGAGAUGGUUAAGUCAGAAGGGGAAGCGGUUAGUAGAGCUCUAGAAGAAAUGGAAGAAUUAGAGAGUGCCAUGGAAUCUAGAGAAAUAACGGAGGAGGAAGAGUGGUCCUUUUUGGAGAAUAAAAAAGUUUUGUUGGAGGUUGAGAGAAUUAAUGGCAUCCCGGGCCUUAAUAUUGGUUCAAGUUGGGUUAAUAAACCGUCGGUAGUUAAACUGGAAGUGUUGAAGUUUUUUAGGUCUAGGUUCUUGGAAGAAGUGCCUAAUAGGCCGUCUUUGGAUUGUAUGGAUAUUAGUAAUUUGUCGGAGAUGGAGAAAUCCGGGCUUGUGGUGCCUUUUUCGCUAGUGGAGGUGAAGAACGCUUUAAAGGAUUGUGGGGAUGACAAAGCGCCCGGCCCGGACGGUUUAAAUUUUAGAUUUAUUAAAGAAUUUUGGCAUAUGUUUGAGGAAGAUUUUAUGAAUUUCUUCGCUCACUUUUAUGAUCAAGGGAACUUUAGUAAAGGUUGUAGUUAA